AUGUUCGCACGUCGAGCACGUCGCGUGUACUUGAGCGGCGUGACAUUAACACGCGUCGGCGUGACGGACGUGCUAAGUGUGUCCGAAGUAUCGGGGGCUUUCUACCGGAGCGAUGUUAAAACGCAGGCAGUUGUUAAGUGCGAGGAUGUUUCGUGUGCGCUGAUGUGGCCCGCCGAGGCCAGCUGCGAGAGGAGCCACCACCCGGGCUCAGCAAGGUCCUCGCACUCGCACUGGGGGCCAUUCAUCACGCGAUCAUUGCCGUAUCGGAUCUCGCUUGGCGUG
This is a messenger RNA of Iphiclides podalirius (scarce swallowtail), 282 nucleotides long. The record is from the annotation of a GenBank genome assembly. NCBI's taxonomy places the organism in Eukaryota, Metazoa, Arthropoda, Insecta, Lepidoptera, Papilionidae.